Messenger RNA from Cyanidioschyzon merolae strain 10D, 4062 nucleotides. RefSeq names its product probable inositol polyphosphate-5-phosphatase. Gene Ontology annotation, molecular function: phosphatidylinositol-4-phosphate phosphatase activity. Gene Ontology annotation, cellular component: endoplasmic reticulum. Bases 1 to 4062 code for a protein of 1353 amino acids. The transcript has a single exon. Gene Ontology annotation, biological process: phosphatidylinositol dephosphorylation. The record is from RefSeq and is a predicted model, not a curated record. NCBI's taxonomy places the organism in Eukaryota, Rhodophyta, Bangiophyceae, Cyanidiales, Cyanidiaceae.
AUGGCAACAGCGCGCCCAGCAGAAGCACCGCCACCUCGAGCGUUGCGCGUCAUUCAUCUGCCCACCGGACUCGUGCUUCAGGAUUGCUCUCGCUGGGCACCGGAUCCUGCAGCAUCACCAAAUGCUGUCAUAGACGCAGCAAACAGUGCGAGUUUUGAGAGAACGGCGGGUCCACAGCUGGCGCUCCCGUUCCACGCAGAGCCGUACCUGCUGCCGGCGCCGGCCAGUGCCUACAACGCCCGAGAGGUGCUCGGUAUUGACGCUGCGGCAGCGCUUCUAGGUGCCACUUUCUUGAGUUCAGGUCCAUACUUGGUCACCGUAACCGAAGUGAAGCGCGCUGGCUCUGUCCCGUUGCCAGUGACGAGUUCACCGCCAGGCAACGAAGCGUCGACGCGAGCCUCGGCAAGCUAUCGACUAGCGCCGGUCUACACUGCCAGCCGCGUGCGACUGGUGAAACUACAUCCACAGCCAGCAGUGAAGACGGAUCGUGACGUAUCUGUUUCGAUGCUGAAGAUGCUCGAGUCGGGUUUCCUCUUCUUCAGCUACGAGGCUGACCUGGUGCGCACGCAGCAGAAGCAGCUCACUGGAGCCAGUGGCUCCAGCUUCUGGUGGAACAAGCCCAUGGUGGAAGCACUGGGCCCGGUUGCAAGCACCUGGGCAGUUCGUGCGAUCAUGGGAUACGUCGGUACCGUCGAACUCCCUAUUUACAGCUCUGCUAUGGCGAACGGCCUCGGCGGGAUCGAGCGCGUCUACGUCACCGUCGUGAGCCGGAAGAGUCGAAAGCGUGCCGGCACGCGUUACCACUCUCGGGGGAUCGACCAGUCCGGGCAUGUCGCGAAUUUUGUUGAAACCGAACAGAUUGUCUUCCAUGAACAUCGCUGUACCUCGUUUGUCACGCUCCGAGGUUCGAUACCCGUCUUCUGGCGACAAACCAAGGGAGCACUUCGACCAGCGCCGGAGCUCGAUGCUCCCCUGUUGCAGUCGCAGGCUGCGUUCACGCAGCACUUCAAGAAUCUCAGCCGCUCCUACGGACGAUGCACUGCGGUAUCGCUCGUGAACAGCGAAGGCUCCGAGUCGACCCUGGCACGAGCGUACGCCCAACAGGUAGAGUUGGCCGCGAGUCGCGGCACUGAUGCUCGACCCAGCUGGGCACCUCGGUUUGUCGAGUUCGACUUUCAUCGUCACUGUAGUGGGAAGGAGUACGAGCGCGGCAUCUGUGCGCUAUUGAGUCGCCUCCUGAACGAUCUGGACGCGUACGGCUUUCUCUUGGAUGCGCGACAGCUGCAGACUGGCAUUUUCCGAGUCAAUUGUGUGGAUUGUUUGGAUCGAACUGGUGUCGUUCAGAGUAUACUCGCGAAACAGGUUUUGCAGCAGCAGCUGGCCCUCAUUUUGCGGGACACGAGCACGAGCAGACCAUCCCCUGACGCGACCGGACGAGCGCAGCGGUCAAUCCAGCUCUCCCCGGACGGUGAGUCGACGUUCGUGCGCCUCUGGGGCAAUAACGCAGACGCGCUUUCCUACCAGUACGCCGGCACUGCAGCCAUGAAGGCGGAUAUUGCACGUAGUGGGAAACGCUCCACCAAGGGCCUCCUGCAGGAUGGCCUCAAGUCGGCAGUGCGCAUUUUCAAUAAGCAUUUUGUCGAUGACGAUCGCCAAGACGCCUAUGACCUCAUGCUAGGAUACGCGACUGUGGCUCGCGACGCAGACGCCUCUGGGGUACCGCUUCCAGACGCCGGCACUGGCGCUGCUUCCGAUUCGGUCUGGACAAUGUUCGACCAGCAGCAGUGGCUCACCGGAAGCGGCGAGCGUGUCCAUGUCAUGGUGCUGCUCCGAGACCGAGACCUCGUCGUUCGGACCCCUGAGCACAUCGAGUACAGUUAUCCACGCCAGAGCCUGGUGCAGUACGAGCGCACCGAACAGCAUCGAGGGCGAUAUCGGUUGCGUCUCCGCUUCCGCGGUGAACAGCAGCCGAUGCCGCUGGACCUCGUGUUUCCUCACCCGGCCCUGCGAGAGGUUUUCCUGCGUGCACUGCUCACCUGGGCGGGCAACUACGGACUCAUGGUGCCGGCAUCGUUGCUUCCGCAUGCUCCAGCGGGGGCAUUUCGAAUUCAGAUCCGAGUUGCGAGUGCCAGCAAGCCUACCUGGCCUGCAACGGCUGCAGACUGGGGCUUGCCGGGCCCGGCCGACCAGCCACCAACCGUGAUUGCGCUGGUACUCCCGGAUUCUGGUGCCUCGGGCAGGAGGUUCGGGCUCGCCGCUCUACCCCUGGACAUCGAGGCGCACGGCCUGUACCGAUGUGCGGCGGCGAGAGCGUUGCCGCGCGGUGGCGCUGCACUUGCCGUGCUGGUGCGCAUCGACGCCGCCGACACCGUAGCCGAAGUCAGUGAGUCCUCGGUAGCCGCGGAGCACGGUCCGAGCGGCCUUGUGGCGAUUGGUCUGCGUCUCUACGGCACCAGUGUAUGUUUCGUCGGAGGUCGCUUGCGUGGACGCGGCGAGUUGCUCCCGGCGCUGCAGUCGCUCCAGCUCGGGCGCUCCGAUCGGGAUACGCUGCUCCAGUGGGACUACUGGUACGCUGCUGGGGCACUGGGCGACCUGAGCGGCCUCGCGAUGCUGGGCGCUGCGGCACGGGCAGUUCAUGUGACCACCGCGAGCUCCGAGUAUACGGUGAUCGACCAACGAUCCGUUUUGGCGUGUAACGCGCCUCAUCGAGCACGUCAGAGUUCCGGCUUGGCAGCUUCUGGACGCAUUGAAGCACAGGAUAUUGCGGUUGCGGUUGACGAGUACAUCGACGCAGCGCGCAUUGGACCCCAGAUACCCCUGCACCCGGUGCGGGUCAGUUUGGUGCUGGACUCGUUACAGGCGGUGCUUCAUCAGUUACCGGUGGUGAUGGCGACUGGAGCGGCUGGCAGCGCUCAACAACUCCACCAUGCAGAUACCCCGCUGCAGUAUUAUCUGAGCUUUUCCGGUGAUAUUCUAGCGGAUAUCUUUAGCACGCCGCUCUCCGGUCCGGUGAUGAAUCGUGCCCCGCGUUGGACAGGGCGAUUUGCACUGCCGUACCUGCCCAGCGAGCUUGCGGAAAUUCAGGAGCAGCUCAUUUACGCACAGUUGAUGAUGAUGUCACCGGUCGGUGACGACCAGGUCGCUGGCUCGUUGGUGCUCUCAGCGCGCGGGCUGGCGGAGCGGCAUCCAUUUCAGGUGCCGCUAUUUCGCAGUGGACAGCUGGUUGGGCGCCUCGCUGGCUUUGCCCAGCUCCAGCAAAUCCCCGAAGCUGCCUGGGGACCCUUCUCUGCCGGCAUGAGUGAAACGACGCGAUCUGCGCUCGCUGCAGCAGAGAAGGCGACGCUGCGGGCGCACAGCACAGCACGUGGCUCAUCUACUGGUGACUCCUUGGAUCCGAGUCUGGCGCUUCCUGUUGGCAGCGCUGCGGUGAGACGUUCACAGAAACGCCGUGUGAAGCGUCUGGUUGGUACGCUCGCGGACUGGGUUCGUGGCGAGCGCCGUGAGAGCACUGCCAAGUUUGGCGGACCCCGCUUUUCGAUGACGAGUUACACCACAGCGGACCGCGCUUCCGUGCUGGGCGACGAUGUUGACGCUAGCGGAGCUGGUGCAGGCGCUGGUGCUGGUGCUGGUGCUGGUGCUGGAUACGAUCCAGGCGUUGCCGCCGAGAGGACCUUCUCGAUGCCAGCGUCAGCGGGCGCGUCCGCUGGACCAACACAGGGGAGUGUUACGGAGCAUGCGGUCCCAUCGGCAGUUCCACUGGAGUAUUUGCUGCAACAAACUACAUUAGAGCAGCGACAUUCGGGCGUUUCGUCGGUUGAGUGCGAUCGUACGGCUGGGGGCAAGGCCGCUGCCGCCGACGCCAGUCACUCUGCGGCCUUGCGUCCAACCUGGAAUGCCGAUGCGUCUGAUGCCGUUGCCGACCCGCUUGCCGAAGACUGGGCUCGCUUCGAUGAUGCCUUGGUGUCUGACGGUUUCGGACGAGAGACCAACAACGAAUCGCUGGCCGCAACCGAGUCGAACUCGCGGCCGGCUCAGGCGGAACGCGACUUGAUUGAGUUCUGA